AUGAGCAAUGAAUGUGUGUUACCUUAUUACACCGCCCACAGUUACCGCUCAACAGGUGUGUUCAAUACCUCCAUGGGGGACCUGCAACGCCAGCUGUACAAGGGAGGAGAGUAUGACAUUUUCAAGUACGCACCGAUGUUUGAGAGCGACUUUAUCCAGAUCAGCAAAAAAGGAGAGGUGAUUGAUGUACACAACCGUGUCCGAAUGGUGACCGUGGGCAUCGCAUCCACCAGCCCCAUCCUCCCCCUGCCUGAUGUCAUGUUGCUGGCCCGGCCAGCUAGAGUCUGUGAGGAGCAUGCAGGGUAUGGCCGGCCCACCAAGGGGAGAGGCCGCAAGGCCACAAAGACCUUAGAGCUCACCAGGCUCCUUCCCUUGAAGUUUGUCAAGAUCUCCAUCCAUGAUCGCGAGAAACAGCAGUUGCGUCUGAAACUUGCCACUGGCCGUACUUUCUACCUGCAGCUAUGUCCCUCCUCAGACGCCCGAGAAGACCUCUUCUGCUAUUGGGAAAAACUAGUCUAUCUCCUGAGACCACCAGUGGAGAGCUAUACCAGCACCCCAACCCUCCAGACUGAGGAUCUAACUACCACUUCUGUGUGUUUGACAGAAGACGACAAAAGCACAACGACUGCAGAGCUCCGUGGAGAAGGCGAUCAGGAUGAGGUCAGGCUUCGCAAGCUCCGCGAGGUGUCUGGAGCCACCUCUUCUGCUUACGCGGGGGGAGAGGGAAUCCAACAAGCCUUCCAUGGCACGCCUCGUACACCUCCUGCAGCCACGAAAGCUCCAGGGCCUGCCAUGGGAGCAGCAAUGGCUGGGGCAGCAGCAGGCCCCACAGCAGGAGGAGCAAUGGCAGGGGCAGCAGUAGGUUCCACAGCAGGAGCAGCAAUGGCAGGGGCAGCAACAAGUCCUGCAGCAGGCCGUACAGCAAGCACUAUGAGCAUCGCGAUCACCAAGUCUUCAGGCCCAGGACAGGCAAGUGCGGCCCUAGCAGGAGUGGCCACCAAGGAUCCAGGAGAAACUGGAUCCAGCAAGGCCAUAGCAGGUGCUGCCAACAUGUCCUCAGAGGGUGUUAACGUGGUCCUGGUGGGCGCUGCAAGCACAACCACACAGGGUAGUUCCACUGUAUCGACAGCGGCUUCCAAUCUCUCCCCAGAGAGCAGCAUGAGCGUAGUGUUUGCAGGAGUAGCCGCUACCAACAAGCCCGUCGCAGAAAGUGCUGGAGGACCGCUCGUCUCAACUUUGCAGAGUGAAGGGUACAUGAGUGAGCGGGAUGGAAGCCAGAGGGUGUCCCAGCCCAGUGCUGAAGCCCGGAAGGAAAAAAAGGAAAGAGCAAAGAAGGACAAAAAUGUCACUAGGAAAAGUUCCCAUCACCACAGGACAGGUGGGAACAAGUCAACCCGGAAAUCAUCCUCCCACCGGUCCUUAGCCAGCCGUAGAACCACGAGAGAGGACAAAAAAGAAAAAGGCCACAGCAAUAUAAAGGGCAAAGGACACAGGUCCUCCUCUCACAAAAGUGCAAGCCACAGUCCCACCCCAAAGGAAUCUAGGACAACUCACAAACCGGAGCGGACCCGAUCUGCAGCUAGCUCAGCUUCUGUAGGUAAGAAAUCCAGCAGGAUUGGCUCUUUCUUUAGGAGCUUCAGAGCUAUCCCUGCUUCGAGAACAGCGACGGCACCCCACGACAGAGGAGUGGACAUCGUGGCUAAGACUGUGGAGAGGCGCAACAUCGAAGCCAAGAUGGAGAAAGCACAGGAUGGCCAGGACCUGGAGAUCACAGGGACUAUGACAUCUGAGACCAUGGAGACAAUAACCUUUGAAGCCAAAGCUAUUUAA
This is a messenger RNA of Trichechus manatus latirostris (Florida manatee), 1830 nucleotides long. RefSeq names its product golgi associated RAB2B interactor family member 3 (gene GARIN3). Gene Ontology annotation, cellular component: nucleus. The record is from RefSeq and is a predicted model, not a curated record. NCBI's taxonomy places the organism in Eukaryota, Metazoa, Chordata, Mammalia, Sirenia, Trichechidae. The transcript has 3 exons. Bases 1 to 1830 code for a protein of 609 amino acids.